Messenger RNA from Olea europaea var. sylvestris, 1059 nucleotides. RefSeq lists its product as uncharacterized. The transcript has a single exon. The record is from RefSeq and is a predicted model, not a curated record. NCBI's taxonomy places the organism in Eukaryota, Viridiplantae, Streptophyta, Magnoliopsida, Lamiales, Oleaceae. Bases 1 to 1059 code for a protein of 352 amino acids.
AUGUCAAAAUCCCCAAUCCCUUCUUGUUUUCGUCCGGCAACCACCAAAACUAUAACCCACCACCGCUCCACCACGGCGGCGCCGCCUCCCACCCACAAUCCUAAUCUGACAACCUGUCUUUACAACACUGGUUUAGGCCUAUUUGCCCUGACCUGGUCACGGAACCUCUUUAGCCGCUCCCUGCACCUCCACUUCCUCCUUGACAACUGUUCCUCCGAUAAUGACAAAGAUUUCUCUUUUCCUUCCUUAUCCACUUCUUCUUCCUUUCACCUCCUUAUCAAGCCCUUUAUUUUCUGGAGGAAACAAGGCUCUAAAAGGCUUGAUAUAAACACCAAAUCAGUUAAAAAUGCUUACGUCUUUUGGGAUCUUUCUAGAGCCAAAUACGGAGCUGGACCCGAGCCCCAGACCGGAUUCUACAUCGCCAUUGUUGUAGAUGGUGAAAUGAUCCUACUAGUUGGCGAUUCUGCUAGAGAAGCCUAUGCUAAAACCAAAGCAAGAAAUCCUAAAAGAAACCAGAAAAUGGUGGUAAGAAGAGAACAUGUGUAUGGCAACAAGCUUUACGCUACGAAAGCCAAUUUCGGUGGCAAAGAGAGGAAUAUCUCGGUCGACUGUAGAAUCGGUAACGACUCUAGGUUAUAUAUUUCAGUCGAUAACAAAAGGGUUCUGCAGAUCAAGCAUUUGAAAUGGAAGUUCAGAGGCAAUGAGAGAAUUGAAGUUGAGGGAGUGAAUGUACUGGUUUCAUGGGAUGUAUACAACUGGUUGUUUGAAGAAGAUCGAGAACAUGGCUAUGCAUUAUUCACAUUCAGAUUUGAAGAUGAUGAAGAUUUCAACAACAAUAAUAUGGGGAAUGUGAUUUGGUCCCAACAGUCGUUUGGAUUUGGAUUUGAAACCAAGAAAAUGAAGAAGGGUUUGUUGAGAUCGGCUGGGAGUUCAUCAUCUUCGUCAUUGUCAUCAGUUUCUUCAAGUUGCAGCUCUGUUAUGGAAUGGGCAAGUAAGGAAGAGAAUGAAUUGAAGGUUCCCUCUGGAUUUUCUUUGCUGAUUUAUGCUUGGAAAAGCUGA